GAAGAACCUCGAAUUUUUCUAUUAAAAAAAAAAAUCUAAUUGAGAGGAGGGCUUGUUGCUGUUUUUCGUGCUCCUGUGGCGAUGGCCCCGUUUGGAUAUUUCUUUUUUCUCUGCGGGCUGAAGCAGGCGAUGGGCAGCUACCCGAUCUGGUGGUCCUUGGCUGUGGGGCAUCAGUACUCCUCACUGGGCACUCAGCCCAUCCUGUGUGGGAGCAUUCCCGGCCUGGUGCCCAAACAGCUGCGCUUCUGUCGGAAUUACGUAGAUAUCAUGCCCAGUGUGGCUGAAGGUGUGAAGAUUGGCAUCCAGGAGUGCCAGCAUCAGUUCCGAGGUCGGCGAUGGAACUGUACCACUGUCAACAACAGCCUUGCCAUCUUCGGCCCGGUACUGUACAAAGCCACCAGGGAGUCAGCCUUUGUCCACGCCAUUGCCUCAGCUGGUGUGGCCUUCGCCGUGACCCGCUCCUGCGCUGAGGGCUCCGCUGCCCUCUGUGGCUGCGACACCCGCCACAAGGGCUCCCCAGGUGAAGGCUGGAAGUGGGGGGGCUGCAGCGAGGACGUGGAAUUCGGCGGCAUGGUGUCCCGAGAGUUCGCCGAUGCCCGAGAGAACCGGCCUGACGCCCGCUCAGCCAUGAACCGUCACAACAACGAGGCAGGGCGACUGGCCAUCAUUGACCACAUGCACUUGAAGUGUAAAUGCCACGGUCUGUCGGGCAGUUGCGAGGUGAAGACCUGCUGGUGGUCCCAGCCCGACUUCCGGGCGGUGGGCGACUAUCUGAAGGACAAAUACGACAGCGCCUCAGAGAUGGUGGUGGAGAAGCACCGGGAGUCCCGGGGCUGGGUGGAGACCCUACGGCCCCGCUACAAUUACUUCAAGGCCCCCACAGAUCGGGACCUGGUCUACUACGAGAGCUCGCCCAACUUCUGCGAACCCAACCCCGAGACGGGCUCCUUCGGCACCAGGGACCGCGCCUGUAACGUCACCUCGCACGGCAUCGACGGUUGUGACCUCCUCUGCUGUGGCCGCGGCCACAACACCAGGACGGAGAAGCGCCGGGAGAAGUGUCACUGUGUCUUUCACUGGUGUUGCUAUGUCAGCUGUCAGGAGUGUACCCGGGUCUACGACGUCCACACGUGCAAAUAGAGCUGGCCUGGCCCGGGGAGCAGGGUAGGGGGAGCUGCAUCACUGCGCACUGGCGGGGAAGGUGAACUGGGGGAUGCUUCUUAUCCUCCCUCCCGCCCCUCCCCACCCCAGGGCCCCAAAGAGAAAGAGGUCAUAGAAUUUAGAGCUGGCCGGGACCUCUGACGUCAUUUAGUCCAACAACCUCAUUUUACAAAAGAGGAAACUGAGGCCCAGAGAGGGGAGGUUCACACUGGUAGUAAGGGGCAGAGCUGGGAUGGAAACCCAGGUUUUCAGACUCUGUCAAGCAGCUGUUUUGUGGGGCCACACUCUCUGUAUUAUCAAAUCAGGCAUGAGGGCACUCUGGAAAGUAUUUUUGUUGUUGUUGUUGGGGUUGGGGGUGGGGUGUCAUCUGGACUGUGUCCUGGUAUGGAA
Molecule: messenger RNA, 1551 nt
Organism: Phascolarctos cinereus (koala)
Lineage: Eukaryota; Metazoa; Chordata; Mammalia; Diprotodontia; Phascolarctidae
Gene: WNT3A
Product: Wnt family member 3A
Biological process (GO): neuron differentiation; canonical Wnt signaling pathway; multicellular organism development
Cellular component (GO): extracellular region
Molecular function (GO): cytokine activity; frizzled binding
Source: RefSeq, a predicted model, not a curated record